This is a messenger RNA of Manduca sexta (tobacco hornworm), 1565 nucleotides long. RefSeq names its product dolichyl-diphosphooligosaccharide--protein glycosyltransferase subunit 1. Gene Ontology annotation, cellular component: oligosaccharyltransferase complex; membrane. NCBI's taxonomy places the organism in Eukaryota, Metazoa, Arthropoda, Insecta, Lepidoptera, Sphingidae. The record is from RefSeq and is a predicted model, not a curated record.
UGGCGUGUACAUCCGGUUACUGCGUUGUCAAAUGUCAAAAUGAAAAGUAUACCGGCAAUGGCUAAAUUGUAUUUUACAUUUUUAUUAGUUCUAAAUGUAGCAUUUUAUUGCUGCAGUGCCAAUGUCGACACUAUAUCAAGGGAUAUAAAAAUAAAAAAUGUCGACCGGACAAUCGACGUAUCAUCACAGCUCGUGAAAAUAGCGUCAAAAAUAACCGUGGAGAACGCAGGUAACUCGCCGGUCAAGAACUUUUUGAUUGCAGUAGAGGAGUCGGCGAAGAAUAAUUUGGCAUUCAUCGGUGCUAAGGACAGUAAUAGCAAGGAAAUUCGGCUUACGGAGACUACCGAAGGUUAUGGGUAUGUCAAAUUUUGGCGUGUCGAGUUGAAAGAUCCUGUGAAUGUGGCGUCUACGGCAUUAGUAACUGUAGAAGCUGUGUUUACGAAAGCUCUACAGCCAUAUCCUACAGCAAUAAGCCAGCAGGAAGACCAACUAGUAAAGUACAUAGGUAAUCUUUACGUGUACUCUCCAUACUAUGUGACUACACAGAAAACAAACGUCAUCGUGAACACUAAGAACGUCGAAUCCUUCACAAAAGUGAAGCCGUUCUCCCAAGUAGACGGCACUAUUCAGUACGGUCCGUACUCGAACACUGGGCCGUUCACUGAGAAGGAGUUGAGUGUCCAUUACAAAAAUAACUCCCCAUUCCUGACUGUAACCCGCAUUGAGCGUCUAAUUGAAGUCUCGCAUUGGGGCAACAUUGCUAUUGAAGAAGUAAUUGAGAUUGAACACAGUGGUGCUAAGCUCAAGGGGGUCAUUUUGUCCCGCUAUGACUAUCAACAGGACCAUCACAGCGGCCCUGCCAGUGUCCGGUCUUACAAAACAUUACUCCCAGCCUCUGCUUCUGAUGUUUACUAUAGAGAUACUAAUGGAAACAUCUCUACAUCCAACAUGAAAGUAAAGAAAGAUUCAGUUGAAUUGGACCUGAGGCCUCGGUACCCUCUGUUUGGAGGUUGGAGAACUCACUACACCCUCGGCUACAAUGUGCCAAGCUAUGAAUACCUCUACCACUCUGGUAAUGAGUAUUUACUCAAGAUGAGGGCAGUUGACCAUAUCUUUGAUGACAUGCAGGUUGAUGAGUUGGUAACGAAAAUCAUAUUGCCUGAAGGUUCCACUGGUAUUAAAGCAAACAUUCCUUACGCGGUGACAAGGCUACCUGAUAGCCUUCACUACACAUACUUGGAUACAAAAGGCCGUCCAGUUAUCACCUUCACCAAGAAGAAUGUUGUAGAAAACCACAUCCAAGAUUUCCAAUUGCGUUACACUUUCCCACGCUUGUUAAUGUUACAGGAGCCUCUACUGGUAGUUGGCUUCUUGUAUGCACUCUUCUUGUGUGUAAUUAUUUACGUAAGAUUAGAUUUUUCUAUUCAUAAGUCUGAACAUCCACAUAAAGAUUAAUUUUAUUUUAUUCCACUAAUUAUAUUUAUGUUAACACAUCUAGUUCUUGUGCAUUUCUGUGGUGUCUCUUGUAUGUGUGCAGAAAUAAAGUGUUUUUAUUAUAAUUUAAA